AUGACUUCAAAGAGUGCAGCAGUCUAUCACUACCUUGACAUUGGCAGGCUCGGUAGAGGAGAAGUUGUCAAGCUCUUUAUGAAAGACGCCGGUAUUGAUUUCACGGAAGAUCGGUUUCCUUGGGAUAAGACUUGGCCACAGAAGAGCAAGGCGCUCCAGAACCAGGGUCUCACAAGAACGGGGAAAGUCCCUGUGCUCGAGUACCAGGGCUUGAUCCUAUCGCAGCACAUCCCGAUCUUGCGUUAUAUUUCUCGGGAUCUUGGCUCGUACGAUGGUGAAACCAAUCGAGAGAAAUAUGUAGUGGACUCUGUUGCAGAUAUCUACAUCGAUUGGAGAUCCCAAUGGGUAGCUAAUUUAGGCACCAAAACCGAUCAGUAUAAGGAUGAGGUUGUGCCAGAGUACUAUCGUGUCUUGGCACUGUACUACAGCGACAACAGCGGCCCGUACCUUCUCGGCGAUAAGAUUACUUAUGCUGAUUUCGCGGUUUACCAAUCCAUUGACAAUGACAGAAGAACUGGAACCCUUCCAACAUCCCUCCCAAAAUCUCUCAUCAACCUUCAAGAGGCUAUCGAGAAUCGACCCAAUAUUGCCGGGUACAUUAAAGAAAACAGCUAUUAG
Messenger RNA from Penicillium taxi, 618 nucleotides. Its product is annotated as glutathione S-transferase. Lineage: Eukaryota; Fungi; Ascomycota; Eurotiomycetes; Eurotiales; Aspergillaceae. The record is from RefSeq and is a predicted model, not a curated record. The transcript is spliced from 5 exons. Bases 1 to 618 code for a protein of 205 amino acids. Gene Ontology annotation, molecular function: glutathione transferase activity. Gene Ontology annotation, biological process: glutathione metabolic process.